CCUAACGACAUGUGUUCACCUGCGCUCUGUGACCAGUGAGAUGAUCCAGUGUGUGUGUUCUCUGUUAGACUGCUAGCAUGAUGUCCGGCCAGGAGGAGGAGGAGCUACCUGUCAAUCACACAGGUCCAAAGGGUGUAAUAAAUGACUGGCGGAGGUUUAAGUUGGACAGCUUGGAUCCGACUGUCCCUCAAAGCAAGAGAGAGCUGCUCAGACAAAUGUCCAGCCCAAGAGAGGAUGACAAGGAGAGACUCAACAGAAAGAUGAGUGCUCAGGAGUACGAAAUGAUCCAAGAGGAGGAUGAAGGUAGCCUGAAGCGCUACAGAACUCAGUCCAUGCAGGAGAUGCACGAGCGCCUGAGCUUCGGACCCGCGUUUGAAGAAGUCAAAGAACUUGAGUCUGGAGACGCCUUCCUAGAAGUCAUAGAGAAGGAACAUCAGAUGACUCUCGUGAUAGUCCACAUUUACCAGCACGGUGUCAAAGGCUGCGAGCAGCUGAACUCAUGUCUGGACUGCCUGGCUCUGGAGUACUCCAGCAUCAGAUUCUGCCGUAUUGAUGCUGUGGCUACAGGCGCUGCUGAGCGCUUCACCCCUGAGGUACUUCCUGCCCUGCUAGUGUACAAAGCUGGUGAGUCACUGGCUCAUUUCCUGGCUGUUACCAAACACUUCAAUGAAGACUUCUUCGCAACAGAUGUGGAAGGUUUUCUCAAUGAAUAUGGCCUGUUACCGAAGAAGGAGUUCACAGCAUGGGCUGAUGAUGAGGACGAAGGAGGGGAUGUGGAAUAA
Messenger RNA from Gymnodraco acuticeps, 782 nucleotides. RefSeq names its product phosducin a (gene pdca). NCBI's taxonomy places the organism in Eukaryota, Metazoa, Chordata, Actinopteri, Perciformes, Bathydraconidae. Gene Ontology annotation, biological process: regulation of G protein-coupled receptor signaling pathway. The record is from RefSeq and is a predicted model, not a curated record. The transcript has 5 exons. The coding region runs from base 78 to 782 and encodes 234 amino acids.